Molecule: messenger RNA, 1993 nt
Organism: Leptopilina heterotoma
Lineage: Eukaryota; Metazoa; Arthropoda; Insecta; Hymenoptera; Figitidae
Exons: 1
Coding region: 143-1987 (614 amino acids)
Source: RefSeq, a predicted model, not a curated record
UUUCAAGAAUAUUUUUAAUAAAUUCACUUCCAUUGUAGUGAGAACAAAAAAAUUGGUGUUACUAUAAAAUAUUUUUAAAAAUUAUUUUAGAAUUCUAAACUUUAUAGUUUCUUUAUUUUUGACUUCCCACACUAAUGAAACAAUGUUACUAAAAUUAAUUGUCUGUCUUGAAUUAGCAAUGGUGAGCGACGUGAUCAGCAGUGAACAAAUGAAAAUAACAGACGACAAAAAAUGGAUGCAGAGUUUAACUGAAAGUGUUCAAAAAGAUCAAAUUCACCAGGUAAUAAUUUUCAUAAAUGAAACAAAAGUGACAAAGAAUCAAAUAGUUGAGAAUCUAAUAAAAACGCUUUCGAAAAAUACCCCAGUCAUAGAGAUUAUCACACCAAACUAUGAAAUACCGACAGAAUUCGAUUUUAUUAGAUACAAUCCUAGAGUUUCGUUAUUUAUUCUCUCGAAUUCGGAAAGUGAUCUCCAACUCGUUCGAACCAUCGAUUUCUUAACGAAACUAUCAGAAGCGAAACGUCGACCAAAAUGUCUCCUGGUUCUAUUCCACAAACUUGUAAAUUACCAAAAAUUUUUCGAAGAACUCUGGCAUCGUCAAUUCCUCGACAUUACACUAAUUAAUUUCGGACAAAAAAUAACAAAAAACACUCUUCAUCUUUACAAAAUAUAUUACCCUAAUUCUAGGAUUCUUCAGUACAACCCCUUUAUAAAAUUGAUCACCAACGAAACUAUUUCUUCCAAAAUUGUUUGGUUUCCGGACAAACUAAGAAAUAUGCACGGUUAUCAACUAAAAGCAAUUUUACUUCACGCCCCUCCGGAUGUAUUCGAACCAGAGAAUAAAUCAGAAGAAAUUUACGGCUUAGGCACGAUGAAAAUAAAAACGUGGGAAAAAGUGCUAAACUUCAAAAUGGUAAGAUCGUCACUUCGAGAUUGGGGAAAAUUCGGAUGUUCAGUUGAAGACAGUACUGGUGUUUGUCUCACAAUGUAUACAAACGAAGCACAAAUAUUAGGCGCCGAGGCUCCUGUAGCAUUAUGCGACGGAAAACCAACCGAACUCGGCAAAAGUGUCCAAGCGAGUAAAAUCGGAAUGCUCGUACCACUCGUAAAGAAAGAUAUCGAAAUCGACAUACUCCAAUGGCAAAUAAAGAACAUAUUCAUUGUCAUGAUUUUACCCCUCUUCUUUUGGAUAAUUUCAAAACUCUUAAAUUUUAGUUCCAGCAAAUGGAGAAUGGAGUACAUGUUCCGCAUAACAUUGGGAAAUUACAUUCCAGAAGAGCCGGAAAACGAAGUGGAGAGAAUAAUCUUUUGCGCAUUUCUCAUCGGAUGUUUCAUGUUCUCUUCGGAAAUCUACACGGCGAUAAAUCAGGUCCAAUUGAAAGCAACAUCAGCCUUUAAAUUCGAAACUCUAGAGGAUGUCAUCGACUCGAAUGCACAGAUAUUCAUUGACGAGAACUAUUUUUUCAUGCUGAAUACAACUGAUGAUGUUGUUCUACAACAAAUUUUGAAGAAAACUACUUAUAUGACGUUCUCGCAAGACGACUGCGUGGAGCGUUUAUUGGAGUAUAAGAAUUUAACUUGUAUUCUAGAAAUACCAAGAGCCGAGUGGCAACUUCGGAGUAGAAGAGACGAAUGUGGACGACCGCUUGUCAAAUUUCUAUUGGAUAAAUUCUCCUUCGAUGCAGGAGCUACGCAACUUGGUGCUGGUGUUCCUUACGCUGAACGCUUCGAUCAAGUGAUUCAGAGAGUGAUUGAUUCUGGUAUUAGAAACAAGUGGUUGGAACCUUACACUGCAGUGAAGGUUUCAUUGGCUCAAGUCGAGAAAUCUUGUCAUGAUGAUGAAAUGGAAUCUGUCAUGACGAUGCGACAAAUACUAGUUGUACUUGCCAGUGGCUUUGGCUCGUCGAUUGUAGCUUUCAUUUUCGAAUUUAUCGUACAUCGUGCCUCCGAAUAUAAAGGAAAGGUAUUCAGAAGAUACUACGAAUAAAUUCGA